UCUUAUUGAUGAGCUGAGUUGAGUCUGAUCUGAUUCACAAAAACAGAAUUCAGAAUUCCCGUUCAGCAGCUGUUUUUUGGAAUGGAUCCGCAACAAUGUCAAAACAGCUGUAUGUGACAUCCCACCAAGAGGGCUUAAGAUGGCUGCCACCUUCAUUGGCAACAGCACAGCCAUCCAGGAGCUGUUCAAGCGCAUCUCGGAGCAGUUCACAGCCAUGUUCAGGAGAAAGGCCUUCCUGCAUUGGUACACAGGAGAAGGAAUGGAUGAGAUGGAGUUCACUGAGGCAGAGAGCAACAUGAAUGACCUUGUGUCUGAGUACCAGCAGUACCAGGAUGCCACAGCUGAAGAGGAGGGCGAGUUUGAUGAAGAGGAAGAAGAGGAAGGGGCUUAAAGAUGGGUUAAUCUUUCACAUGUUCAUAUUUUCACAAUUUCUAUGUCUUUCUGUUUCUUGAAAUCGAUGUAAAGUGUGAAUACAGUGAAUGUAUAUGUGAAUACAGCAAGAAGCUUCAUCAGCUAU
Molecule: messenger RNA, 517 nt
Organism: Ictalurus punctatus (channel catfish)
Lineage: Eukaryota; Metazoa; Chordata; Actinopteri; Siluriformes; Ictaluridae
Product: tubulin beta chain
Exons: 1
Coding region: 140-391 (83 amino acids)
Biological process (GO): microtubule cytoskeleton organization; mitotic cell cycle
Cellular component (GO): cytoplasm; microtubule
Molecular function (GO): GTP binding; structural constituent of cytoskeleton; GTPase activity
Source: RefSeq, a predicted model, not a curated record